Anthonomus grandis grandis is the source of this 850-nucleotide messenger RNA. RefSeq lists its product as uncharacterized. The transcript is spliced from 3 exons. Bases 5 to 850 code for a protein of 281 amino acids. NCBI's taxonomy places the organism in Eukaryota, Metazoa, Arthropoda, Insecta, Coleoptera, Curculionidae. The record is from RefSeq and is a predicted model, not a curated record.
UAUUAUGCACGCAUUUAUGAAAGAGACAAAAGAAAAAAGACCAACUCAAAGCAACAUGAUCUCGCAGCCAAUUAGACAAAGUGAAGAAAAUACGAAGAACGAACUGGAAUCGGAACCUGGUACUUCUAAAGAAACAUCAAAUGCAACUUCUCAAACUACUACAACAUCUGUAGUUUCUGAAGUUCGAAACCUUAAAACAGCUUCUCAGAAAGCAAUAGCACGCAGUUCCCUAGCUGCAUCAAAAAGGCGAUACCAGGAUUUAUCAACCGCAGUUUCAGAGCUUCGUGACAUUAAUUGUUCCUUACUGCAAUCUGGUAAUGAAGAAGAUGAAUUUGAGGCUUUUGGAAGAUAUAUGGCCAUCGCUUUAAAGAAGCUUCCGUUACACUUGGCCCUACAAUGUCAAAAUGAGCUGCAGACUACACUGACCCGAUAUAGGUGCAUGAGUCUUACUCCAUCACCCUUUACGUCAUUAAAUCUACCAAGUCCUACUGGAUCUUCCCAUUCUUCUGGUAAAACCUAUUGGGGUUCAAACUAUUCAACCCAACCACCGUUGCAGUCGCCGCAAUCUCCUGGAUACCAACUACCGUCGACGCCAGCACCAUCUUCUGAACAGCGUUCACCUCUGUCAUCUCCUGUACAGCAACCACCUUUAUUAUCUCCAACAAUUUACUAUUUACCACCGGCACCUCUUGACCAACAACAGCAAUCAUUCUCGGCCCCUGGAUACCAACUAUUGCAAUCAACUUCAGAACAGAAUCACGGCAAAUAUCCAUAUUUAUCAGGUUUUGGGCCCAGAAUCGCGCAAGACGUGAGACUGAGUGUGAGACAGUUUAAGAUUCACAGAGGAUAG